AUGGGGAGGGGCAAGAUUGAGAUUAAGAGGAUUGAGAACUCAAGCAACAGGCAGGUCACUUACUCUAAGAGAAGGAAUGGGAUCAUUAAGAAGGCCAAGGAAAUCACUGUUCUAUGUGAUGCUAAGGUUUCUCUUGUCAUCUUUGCUAGCUCUGGAAAGAUGGUUGAAUACUGCAGCCCUUCAGUCACGGUGACUGAUAUCUUGGAUAAGUACCAUGGCCAGGCUGGGAAGAAGUUAUGGGAUGCCAAGCAUGAGAACCUCAGCAAUGAAGUGGAUAGAGUCAAGAAAGACAACGACAGUAUGCAAGUCGAGCUCAGGCAUCUGAAGGGGGAGGAUAUCACAUCUUUGACCCACAAAGAGCUGAUGGCCUUAGAGAAUGCACUUGAAAAUGGCCUUGCAAGUAUCCGGGACAAGAAGUCCAAGUUCGUCGACAUUCUCAGAGAAAAUGAAAGAGCACUGGAAGAGGAGCAUAAGCGCCUCACUUAUGAGCUGCACAAACAGGAGAUGAAAAUUGAAGAGAAUGUGAGAGAGUUGGAAAAUGGGUAUCAUCAGAGGCUGGGGAACUACAACAACCAGAUACCGUUUGCCUUUCGUGUUCAGCCUAUUCAGCCAAAUCUGCAGGAGAGAAUGUAA
Prunus armeniaca (apricot) is the source of this 633-nucleotide messenger RNA. Lineage: Eukaryota; Viridiplantae; Streptophyta; Magnoliopsida; Rosales; Rosaceae. The record is from the annotation of a GenBank genome assembly.